AUGGAUCGUCUGACGCAAAUCGCCUCUGGUGCCCGGGACGCCGCCAACAUCCUCCAGACUUUGACUACGUCCCAAAAAUCCGCCUUCCUAACCGCCAUCCACACCAAACUCGCCAACGCAAAACCCCAGAUCCUGGCCGCGAACGCCAAGGACAAAUCCCUGGCUCUGCCCCAGGUGGAAGCUGGAAAGCUCUCUUCCUCACUCUACAAACGUCUUGACCUCGAGGGGCCCGGGAAGUUCGAGACGAUGCUUCAGGGGAUCAAGGAUAUUGAAGAGCUUGAGGAUCCAGUCGGGAAGGUCUUGCUUGCGAACAGGUUGGAUAAUGGAUUGGAGCUGUAUCGAGUCAGCUGUCCCGUUGGUGUGUUGCUGGUGAUUUUUGAGGCGAGACCGGAAGUGGUUGCGAAUAUUGCGGCGUUGGCGAUCAAGUCCGGGAACGCGGCGAUUUUGAAGGGUGGCAAGGAGAGUUUUCAUACGUGUGAGGCUGUGGGAAAGGCGAUCAGGGAGGCAUUGGAGGAGGUGUCCGCGACCGUGGUAGAUGGUACCAGCAGCGGCGGAAAUAAGGCGGCAAGGUGUUUGGCGGAUGCGGUGCAGAUUGUGGAAUCGAGAGAGGAUAUUGAUGGGUUGCUGAAGCAGGACAAGUAUAUUGAUCUAGUCGUUCCCAGAGGAAGCAAUGCCCUCGUCAAGUACAUCCAGUGGAACACCAGAAUCCCAGUGCUGGGUCAUGCCGACGGACUGUGCUCGACAUAUGUGGCCUCGUCUGCAAAACUCGAUCUCGCCAAAAAGGUCGUCGUCGAUGCCAAAACAACCUACCCUGCCGCCUGCAACUCGACCGAGACCCUCCUCGUCCAUUCCUCCCACCUCACCUCCGACUUCUUUGCCCAGCUUGCCAAGGCCCUUAUCGACAAUGGCGUUACCCUCAAAUGCGACCAACCAUCCCUCGCCAGUCUCCAGAACCCCUCCUCCACACUCGCAGAUAUCUUCAAGAGCAGUGAGUCCGCCGAUAAGAUCCAGCCGAGUACCGAAGAAGAUUACCACACCGAGUUCUUAGAACUCACGCUCGCCGUCAAGACCGUUGACUCUGUCGAAGAAGCCAUUAAGCACAUCAACAAUCACGGAUCCAAGCACACAGAUGCGAUCUUGACCGAGGACGAGCCAGAGGCGAAACAGUUCAUGGCCGGUGUCGAUGCUGCGGGUGUCUACUGGAAUGCGAGCACACGGUUUGCGGAUGGGUUCCGCUACGGAUUCGGAGCCGAGGUUGGCGUGAGUACCAACAAAACCCAUGCGCGUGGACCUGUUGGGUUGGAAGGCUUGGUCAUUUACAAGUAUCAGUUGCAUGGAAACGGACAUGCUACCGCAGACUACGGGACCGGAGAAGGCAAGAGACCUUUCUUGCAUGAGCGGAUAGAUCUUGACGAGAAGGAGACACUGGGUGACCUGGCACGUAAGCGACAGCGCUUGGAUUAA
Gamsiella multidivaricata is the source of this 1464-nucleotide messenger RNA. Its product is annotated as glutamate-5-semialdehyde dehydrogenase. Gene Ontology annotation, molecular function: glutamate-5-semialdehyde dehydrogenase (NADP+) activity. Lineage: Eukaryota; Fungi; Mortierellomycota; Mortierellomycetes; Mortierellales; Mortierellaceae. The transcript has 2 exons. The coding region runs from base 1 to 1464 and encodes 487 amino acids. The record is from RefSeq and is a predicted model, not a curated record.